Molecule: messenger RNA, 4072 nt
Organism: Arabidopsis thaliana (thale cress)
Lineage: Eukaryota; Viridiplantae; Streptophyta; Magnoliopsida; Brassicales; Brassicaceae
Product: COP1-interacting protein-like protein
Exons: 12
Coding region: 199-3300 (1033 amino acids)
Source: RefSeq, marked reviewed
CCACACUCACUUCCUCGGAAAAUUCGCUCUCACUCUUCCAGCUGGAAUCCAAAGCAGACAAUGAAGACAAAAGCUUCUCUCUCUCUCUCUUAUUUCUCCAUCUCUCUAUGAUUAAACUUGGAUUUUCUGCAAUUUGUGUUUUUCUUCGGAUGAUUUCUUAAUCUGAAAAAGUUUUGAAGAUCUUUGGAUAAUUUAGCGAUGAAAUCUUCGACUCGGCUUGACUCAGUUGCUUUUCAGCUCACUCCCACUCGAACCCGGUGUGAUUUGUUGGUAACAGCUAAUGGAAAGACUGAGAAAAUAGCUACAGGGUUACUUGAUCCAUUUCUUGCUCAUUUAAAGACUGCAAAAGAUCAAUUGGAAAAAGGUGGCUAUUCGAUUAUUCUCAAGCCUGAAGCUAGUGACAAUGCGGCUUGGUUCACUAAAGGAACAAUUGAAAGGUUUGUUCGAUUUGUGAGUACGCCGGAAGUCAUAGAACGUGUUUAUACUUUAGAAACUGAGAUUAUACAGAUCAAGGAAGCCAUUGGUAUUCAGAACAACUCGGAAAUGGCAUUGACUGUUGUGAAAGACGAUCAUCGAGCAAAAAAAGCAGAUAGUGCAGAAGGUAGCAGGCCUUUGCUACAGCUCAACGAGGAGAAAGCUAUUGUCCUUUACGAGCCUGAUUCCCAUCCAAAGCAAGCAAAUCGGUCUACCUCAUCAGAUGAAAACUCUAAAGCUCAAGUUAUGAAAGUUCUGGAGACACGGAAGAUAAUGUUGCAGAAAGAACAAGGAAUGGCCUUUGCACGUGCUGUGGCAGCUGGUUUUGAGGCUGAUGAUAUGAUUCCUCUUAUAUCUUUCGCCAAAACUUUUGGAGCCUCACGUUUGAUGGAUGCAUGUGUGAAAUUCAUGGACUUGUGGAAGAAAAAGCACGAAACUGGCCAGUGGGUUGAAAUUGAAGCAACAGAAGUAAUGGCAACACAGCCAAACAUCUCUACAAUGAACGACUCAGGGAUUAUGUUCGCAAAUGCUGCUAAUAUGCCUGGGACACCUGAAAAUAGUGAUGCGAAGUCUCCUACAGACAACAAACGAAAUGGAAAUCAAGAAUAUGUGCAAGGGCAGCAUCGGCAGCCGAUGUAUGCACCCUGGCCAGUUCACUCCCCACCGGGCACCUUUCCAGUAUUUCAAGGAUAUACGAUGCAGGGCAUGCCAUACUACCCAGGCUAUCCAGGAGCUAGUCCAUAUCCAUCUCCCUAUCCGUCUACCGAUGAUUCUAGACGUGGUUCUGGCCAAAGAAAGGCUCGGAAACAUCAUUCAUCUUGUAGCGAGGACUCCGAAUCAGAAGAUCAGGAAAGAGAUAAUGAAAAAUCAAGUAGAAGAAGGAAAUCAGGGAAGGUGGUGAUUCGGAAUAUAAAUUACAUUAAUUCAAAGAAGCAAGAUAAUUCUGGAACAGAAUCUGAUGCUGAUGACAAUCAUGAAGAAGUGGCAAGAGGAGAAUGUUACAAUGGUAAAGAGAGGGCAACAAAAGGAACAGAGGCUGACACUGGGGAUUGGCAGGCCUUCCAGACUUUUUUAUUGCAAGAUGCUGACAGAGAUGAACGUUCCAUUGACCAUAUGAUGGAAAAGGAGAUUAGAGGGAAGAAGAGGCAAGGUACAGGAAAGUAUGAUCCUUUGGCACAUGGUGAACGUGAAUCAGGAAAAUAUCAAGAAAGGGAUACAGCUGAUAUUCGGAAUGGAAGUGUGACUCGUAGAAUCAGGGGAUCUAGUGACUCUCUUAUGGUUCACCAGAGAGAAAAUGGUUUUGAGAAUUCUUCUGAUCCUCUCAACAUGAAUGGAUUUGAUACUCCAAGGAAUGGUCUGGAUAAGAGAAACAUGGAUGAUGAUUCUUAUAUUGUUACUCGGGUAUCUUCAGCCCGAGAUGAAGCUGGAAGAAAUAAGAGAAAUGCUAUAGACAUUGGUUCAGAGAUCUCUUCGUGCUAUCAAACUGAUGGAAAUGAAAGAAAGCAGGUCAAUUAUGAGCCUCAUGAUCUGAGCCUGAUACCCGAACGGGAAACAGAGAAGUUAUCAGCUGGGUAUGAUCCUGCAUUAGAGUUUGGAUCCAAAGCUUUGAAGAAGAAUAGCCAGGCAGCUGGAGGUGCUAAGAAGUUAGUAAAAGAUCCAAAAUCGAGACUUUCUAAAGAUGCUGCAGAUAAGAGGAAGGCUCCGGGGCCAAUACGGAAAGGAAGACCGACAAAGAUGAGUCCUUUAGAUGAAGCAAGAGCACGUGCUGACAAACUUAGAAAUUUCAAAGCUGACCUCCAGAAAAUGAAAAAAGAGAAGGAAGAGGAAGACAGGAAGCGCAUCGAAGCUCUGAAAAUAGAAAGGCAAAAGCGGAUUGCUUCCAAAAGCAACUCAGCGGUAGGGCAGUCACAGUUGCCUGCACAACAAACAAAAAAACAAAUACUAAACAAGUUUUCUCCCGGUUCUAGAGCCUCUAAGUUUAGCGACUCAGAACCAGGUUCAUUGUCACCUCUUCAACGUCUUCCUAGAAGAACUACUUCUCUAGGGUCAAAUGACUUUCAGAAAUUCCCCAAAAAUGGUAAACUGAGUACCGUAAGUAAGUCAACAGGAAAUAUGCUAACAAGGUCGAUAUCACCGUUACCUCCAGCUAAGAGAGAAAGCAUAGCAACAGGAAUUAGGUUAACCAGGUCGAUUUCACCAUUACCUUUGUCUAAGAGGGAAACCAGAGUUAGUCUAGAUACGCAGAACAAGUCGGUUUCACAGACAAGACGAUUAUCAGAACCAAAAAUGGGUAAUACUAGUGCACCAAGUUCGUCAGUGAGGCCACGGCGCACAAUAGCAUCAAGAAAAGCAUCUGACGCUCCUGAGAUAAAGAAACUAUCUGCCAUUGUUAACUAUGAUAUAGCGAAAAUUGCAUCUCUUCCGGAACUGAAGAUAAAACCAACCAAAGGUCCUUCUAAUGUUAUGGUGAAAGGGGUCGAGAAAACUAAAUCAUCAGCGUCUGGGAUUGAACCAAGUGGUAACAAGAACAAAUCCUUGUGCCAAAAUGAUAUUGAUGAAACUCCAGUGGUUGAGAAGACAGUAGUGAUGGUGUUGCCAAGUUCAGCUCGAAGUAUAAGUAGAGAUCAGGUAAAAAACGAGAAGUCUGAUGUAGUCUCUGAAAACUCCACCAUUCGAGAAGGAGUUGAUAAGGAAGGCAUUGUUGAAACAAUGCAGGAGUGUGGCAAUGAUCUAGUCUUAGUAAGUACUCUUAUUCUAGCUGAGUCAAUUUUAAUUUUUGUUUCAACGGUUUUGAUGAAAGGAAUGGUUAUUUUGCUUUCAGGUUAGAUUGGAGACUCUGAGUGACUUAGUAACAGAAACACCAAAGUUUCUGACAAGUCAAAGUAUUGUUGCGAAACCAUAUGAAGCUCCAUAUGCUCGGGUUUCUUCGUUAGAAGAUCCAUGUACAGUGUACUCGGACUGUUCCCAAGCACCUCCACCAAGCUUAUAUUCAAAUGAGACAGAGCAAGAAACUGUCAAAGUCCUUGUACCAGAGAAGAAGAUAAGUGAGGCCUCGGAGAAAUCUCAAACGAAGGAGUCAGCGUCAAAAGGGCUCAGAAAACUGUUGAAAUUUGGAAAGAAGAGUCAGUCUUCUUCUGUAAGUGAACACCAUACCGAGUCUAAUAAUGCAUCUUUUAAUAGCAAUGAGGAUCAUGAACCAGCUGUAACUGCUGCCACGACAAGUGAAGCUUUUACACUGAAGAAUCUCAUAUCUCAAGAUGAAACACCUACAGCAGCAGCUGCUUCACAGAAAUCUUCUCGCCAUUUUUCAUUACUGUCUCCCUUCAAGAACAAGAAGACAGUAUCCUGAGUACACAAUAUAGAUAAGCUUUGAAAUCUUUUAGUGACAGAGUAUUUAUCAUGUAUUCAAUAUCGAGCCUCUUCUCCAACAAUGUCUGAAAAACACUACAAUUGAUGCAAACAUUUGGUUCCAAUGCAAUGAAGUUUUUUUUUUUUUUUUUCUGCCUAUAAGACUUCAUUUGGUACAUCAUUAAUAGCAAUCUACUAACGAUACAGAAGUUUGCGGUUCUAUCUUGAUUAACAAAAAAGUAUGUAAUCU